Molecule: messenger RNA, 532 nt
Organism: Dicrocoelium dendriticum
Lineage: Eukaryota; Metazoa; Platyhelminthes; Trematoda; Plagiorchiida; Dicrocoeliidae
Source: the annotation of a GenBank genome assembly
AUGAGCGUACCUGCUGAUUCACCAGUGGAAAAGAUCUGGACCACUCUCCGAAACUUGUUUUCCAAAUGCCACCCUAUUGCGUUCUACCGUGACACAUUUUUCACUCGGCGUCAGCUACCCUCAGAGAACGCAGAUGCCUUCCUCGCAGCCCUCCGAAUUUUGGCUCACAAAGGGUUUCCAGAUCUUCAAUUCACAGAGCUGGAAAAGUGGAUAUGUGAGCGGUUCGCGAUGGGCCUGCGCGAUCAAUACCUCCGUGACAAAUAUAUAUUGAAACUUCCUCGUUCGCUGGAGGACUUUCGCGAGAAGGCCAGGAAUCGGGAAUUUCUGGAGCAAGUCAAAACUGACCGAAUCCAUCUUGGUCAUGAUAGUUGUUCAACUUUACGCCCAUCGACCGAUGUUUUCGUAGCUGAUCACAGGCACCAUACCCCAGUACAAAAAUCCUCCGUGGAGAACUGUGUAUACUGUCAGCGGUUCGGCAAACGGGCCCAGCGCUGUGGACACAACCCACCCAUCGUUUUUCGUAAACCCCGAG